Molecule: messenger RNA, 1628 nt
Organism: Daphnia pulex (common water flea)
Lineage: Eukaryota; Metazoa; Arthropoda; Branchiopoda; Diplostraca; Daphniidae
Exons: 3
Coding region: 140-1324 (394 amino acids)
Source: RefSeq, a predicted model, not a curated record
UCGCAUGAAAUCUGAAGAUCAAUAGGUCAGUCUCCAUCUUCGUCGUUAAAAGCCACAAACUGCGACGAAAUUUAGUCAGAAAUUUUACGUUCAAACUGAUGCGAACAUAUAUCCUCCAAAUUCGCUUUUCAUCAACUGAAUGGAUCUUUUAACGUUUCUGGCGCUGUGCGUCUGCUGUUCAUUGGCUAAUUCUGGCCACCUUGUCCAAGCUGCUCCAGUCGCCGACCGACUACAACAAAUGACAACAGCUAUAGAGCCUUCCUUGAGUGAAGGACUGAUUCAUUUAUCCAACCUAUUUGAUUGUGUUAUGAUCUAUGACGAAAACAUCGGCAAUAGCCAUGACGAUGAAAAUGCCACACUGCUCAUUCGAACGGCUCUUCAAUCAGCAUCGAAUUCGCUCAAUACGACGGAAAGUAUCUCAGCCCAACACUUGCAAAUGUACGAAGAGAACCUCCUUUCUUUUUCUGCUGAUAUCGCUGCAAAAGAAAAACAACUUCUAGUUGAGAAUAUGGAACUGGAACACUUGACGAACGCGAGCAAUUACUGGCAAUCAGAAGCGGAUAAACUGCGACAAGAAAUAGCACAGCUUGACGCCAAGGUGGCCGAAGCCGACCGAAGUGUCCACCAUUCUCAGAGUAGAAUUGACAGGAGAGUGAAGAACAGAUGGAAGUGGAUUACAGCCACAGUGCUUACUGGUGGACUAGCGUCGCCUGGAAUUUAUUUCAACGAGAGAGACAUUAGGAGAUUUGAAAGAGAUCGCGAUGCUUGGAGGUCACAGGCAAACGAACGACGUCAUACACUUCAAGUAGCUGAAAAUAAUCAUCGCGAAAUUGUAAGCCGGCAGAAAGACACCGAACAGUCCAUUCGAAACACACAGACAAGCCUUUCAUCCGCUCGACUCUCGCUGGAGGAACUGCAGAAGGAUUACUUGGUUUUGAGUAGCCUUGGUGCUGAAAUGCGAAACAUUUCCACGUUUUUGUUUUCUCUGAAUGGCGAGUUGAGCGUUGUCCACGGUCAGCAGCAAUUGAUGGUGCUCUUUCAACCCUUGCUCGAGUCCAUUGAUAGUUUAAUUACUUUUUUAGAGAGCAAUGUCAACACGAUAGUUUUGCUAGCUAAUAAUGAGGCCGUGACCAAAAUUCGUGGCUAUCUUUCUUCGUUCCCUGCCAAGGAAGUACCAACUGUUGAGAGCAAUUCCGAUCCCUCUUCCCUUGCACAAGACAAAAUUGAUGACAGGAUUACGAUUCUCGAAUCUGAAUCUGAUUCCAAAAUUAAGCAAUUUCAGCUAGAUUCUGACCCUAAACGAUUUCAAUCCUUGUUUUCCUGAAAUUUUUGACCAAACUAUCAAUCCUCACCCUAAACCUUUCUCUCGUUAGGAACAACGAAGUACAAGAUUAGUAAUACUUAUUCGGAACCUUUCAUUGCAUUCAUUUAAAUUCAGUUUUACUUUUAUUGCGUAGUUUGGCAGAUUGGUUAGCUUGACCGAGUUUGACAGACGAUUUGCAGUAUGAUUUUCCUUACACCGUUUCCAUGAUUUCUAAUGUUCUAACCAUCAAUUAAACAGGUUUUCAUUGCUUGCAAUUUGGUUUAAAUGUACUAGAAACGUCAUUGAUUACAACAAGUCUUUUUAA